Molecule: messenger RNA, 1572 nt
Organism: Penicillium vulpinum
Lineage: Eukaryota; Fungi; Ascomycota; Eurotiomycetes; Eurotiales; Aspergillaceae
Product: sugar porter family MFS transporter
Exons: 4
Coding region: 1-1572 (523 amino acids)
Biological process (GO): carbohydrate transport; transmembrane transport
Cellular component (GO): membrane
Molecular function (GO): carbohydrate:proton symporter activity
Source: RefSeq, a predicted model, not a curated record
AUGACUUUCUAUCUCGUCACCUUCUGCUGCGCCUUUGCCGCGCUGGGAUCAUUCCUGCUCGGCUAUGAUUCAGGCAUGAUCUCUUCUAGCAUCGAGCAGGAAGCUUUUCUGCGCCAAUUCGGAUCUCCAACUCUGUCUGAGGCCGCCACUGGCGUCAUUAUUUCCUCGUAUACCGGAGGCGCAAUUGUGGGCGCUGUCCUCGCCCCAUAUGUUUCAGAUUACUAUGGCCGCCAGAUGGUCCUCUUCAUUGGGGGCUUUCUCACCGUUCUGGGUGCUGGUCUCCAGGGAGGUGCGGUUAAUAUCGCGAUGCUUAUCGCUGGUCGAUGUAUCGCCGGUCUGGCAAUCGGGAAGAUGUCCGCCACUAUUCCCGUUUAUUGCAGCGAGGUUGCCCCGCCACAGAUUCGGGGGAUGCUAGCUAGUAUGCAACAAUGGAUGAUUGGAUUGGGGUUCGUGGUUGCUCAAUGGGUGGGAUAUGGGUGUUCUCUUCGAGGUGGGGCCUUUGCCUGGCGUUUCCCACUCUCCUUUUCAGUCGCCCCAGCGAUAAUUCUUACUUGUGGCGCCCCAUUCCUUCCCGAAUCGCCAAGAUGGCUUAUCGGAAAGGGCAGAGAAGACGAAGGCCGCUCGGUCCUUACCCGACUCCAUCUCAACCAAAGCGCAACCAAUCACCAACUACUUGAACAUGAGCUCUCCCAAAUUCAAGAUAGCCUAGCAUCCGCAAAGCAAUCCGCCAUACGAUCCUGGCGCCAACUUCUCUUCUCCUCACGCUGGCGAUCCAGGACCCUGCUAGCCUGUGGCUUGCAAGUAUUCACCCAGUGCUCAGGCACAAACGUAAUCCUUAACUACGGCCCGCCGCUCUUCAAAACGCUAGGCCUUACACCAUCAACAUCUCUCAUGAUAAUCGGGCUCUGGGCCGCGUUAGCGCUGUUCUGGAACACAGUCUUCAUGCUUUUCGUCGACAAAGUCGGGCGCCGCAAACUGCUUAUCCCGUCACUGCUCGGCAUGGGAGCAACCCUGUGUAUUGAAGCCACGCUCGCGCGGUACAUUGAUUUCAGCGAUCCCAACGCCAACCCUUAUGCUCUGCGAGCUGCCAUCGCCAUGUUCUUUGUCUUCUCGUUUUUCUUCACGGCUGUUGGCAUGAUCUCCUGGAUCUACCAGUGUGAGAUCUUCCCAACGCCCAUUCGAGCACGCGGCUCGUCCAUGGCGACCGCAACGAACUGGAGUGUUAGCCUUAUAUUUUUGCAGUGCUCGCCUAUCGCACUGACGAACCUCGGGUCCAAGUAUUUCUAUUGCUUUGCCGCGUUCAAUUGGGCAGCGAUGGUUGUUGUUUGGGCGUUUUAUCCUGAGACUGUUGCUCGUUCUCUUGAGGGAGUCGAGGAGGUGUUCACACAGUCUGCCGAUGAGCAGUCGGUGCGCUCUUUUGUUGUCGAGAGCACUCCAGUGGCUAUUGCACCACGCUCGCAGAUUCGGCGCAAGGGUCUACAUCCGCUGUCGAUGCAUCCUACUGAGGAUAGUGUCAGUAUCGAGAGUAGUCACAUUGGGACUAGGAUUGAGCUCGAAACCAAGAAGGUCUAA